Rodentolepis nana is the source of this 411-nucleotide messenger RNA. The record is from the annotation of a GenBank genome assembly. NCBI's taxonomy places the organism in Eukaryota, Metazoa, Platyhelminthes, Cestoda, Cyclophyllidea, Hymenolepididae.
AUGGCCAACUGGAAACCACUUACGACGUCUGAGUUGCGUCAUUGUGACCGCUUCUGUUUCAAUGAUGGCGUGUGCAUCGGUUGCAUGCGAGAUCCUCAUGCAAAGGCCCAGUGUAUUGGAUGCACAUGUCCGCAGCACCUUUGGACAGGUGAACGCUGUGAAAUUCGCGUGGGUUACUUGGGUAUGCGAUCUACAGAGGAUACACUCUACAUUCUCACUGUUAUCUUCGCUCUGCUUGCUAUUCUCAUGUCCAUCUCGACAAUAUAUUUCUAUCUUAAAGGCCGUCGUUUCCGCCAAGAUCCUUUUAUCAUUCCUGGUGAUCCGACUAUUCACUUGUCUAUUCAGCCCCCUUCCGAUUCUGACAAGCACUACGAUAUUCCCCAACCAUUAGUUACGCCUGGAAAUGCUUAA